Messenger RNA from Synchytrium microbalum, 2703 nucleotides. RefSeq lists its product as uncharacterized. The transcript is spliced from 6 exons. Gene Ontology annotation, molecular function: metalloendopeptidase activity. Gene Ontology annotation, biological process: cell adhesion; proteolysis. NCBI's taxonomy places the organism in Eukaryota, Fungi, Chytridiomycota, Chytridiomycetes, Synchytriales, Synchytriaceae. The record is from RefSeq and is a predicted model, not a curated record. Gene Ontology annotation, cellular component: cytoplasm; membrane. Bases 1 to 2703 code for a protein of 900 amino acids.
AUGGCAGGACGUGCUCUCCUCCUCGCCUUGCUAACUACCUCCCUGGUCUCGCAAUCUGUAGCAUCAUCAUGUAGUCACGAUCAACAUUUGCAGCUAUUUAAUCCAGCAUCUCAAUCGACCGUCAGGACUGAAACGCGUCUACCACGUAUGUCCAAACGAGAUGUGGUCAAGAGCCCUAUUCGCAUCUUCUUGGACUACCGGUAUCUCUGGACUGACCUGAAUGUCACGACAUUUAAUACCACUAGUAUGGUUGCUGGAACGAACGUGACUACCGUCGUGGAUCCAAGAGUAAAUAUUACAAACAAGCUGAAUAUUGUUUCAGACUGGUUUGGGAAUGUGCUUAAUGUUACUGCUCCUGUAUCAGGAAAUUUAACCAUCGACAGAUCAUGGUGUAUAUCAGCACUCCCAGACUCGACACUCUGUAAUGCCACAUCACCGUCAUACGUCGAACAAUGUGGUGUCGUGACAAUUCCCGAUGACCAUUUUGGAGACUUCACGCUUUGCGCUGGUGAUGCUACCAAUUGCACAGUGAUUCCAGGCGGUCUUGGAGUUGCAGCAGACACCAUCUUGUAUCUGUCAUCGAAAAACACGUCUAUAUGUGCUGCUGGAGCAACACUGUCUCAUGGGUCGUAUUGUCGGAUGAAUCAGUUUGAUAGGCCUAUUGUGGGAAGCUUGAAUCUGUGUCCGUUGUUUUGGGGACUAUUUGCGGUGGAUAAUGAUACGUGGAUUACGUCUGAAGCUGUAUCGAACGUCAUACACGAAACAUCCCACAUCCUGGCAUUCUCGUCUUCCCUGUUUCCAUUCUACCGUACCCAAGGCCUCAUUCCUCGAACUCCAAGAGACGCUCUUGGAAUGCCUCCUGUUGAUGUCAAUGGGAAAUUUAUUGCAUCGAAUACAACAUUGCAAGUCUUUCAAGAACGCAAUGCGAAUGUCACGAAACUGGUAUUGCCUAAUAUGCUAGCUAAAGCAAGAAGCCAUUUUGGAUGUGGGACGUUGAAUGGUGUUGAAUUAGAAAACCAAGGAGACUCGCUAAUCGCUGGCUCACAUCUCGAAAAACGUAUCUACGGACCAGACUACAUGACCGGCUCCACCGUCCCCGGCAUCGAACCUGAUUUCAACGAUAUCUCGCUCGCAGCCUUCCAAGACUCUGGAUGGUAUGCCGUAAAUUACGAUUAUGCCAUUAAUUCGGCAUGGGGUCUCAAUAAGGGCUGUUCGUUUGCCACUGAUUCGUGUUUGUCAACACCGUCAAACACGUCGGCUGUCGCGGAGGUUAUACCUGUUGAUGCAGCAUCGUUUUGCAAUUCGACGCAGGCUGCUAUGACUUGUGUUGCUGGACGUUUCGCUAAAGGGAUUUGUGGGAUGAGUAAUACUUUGGGUCUUGGAAGUGUGCCAAAGAAUAUGCAGUGGUUUGAUGGGAUUGUAGCGCCUGAUUCGGUUAAUGCGACUGGUGGGGUUGUUGAAUUGAUGGACUAUUGCCCAACCUACAUCCCAACCGGCGACUUCCAAUCUGGACGAAGCAACAGUGAUUGCCGAAACCUCUUCAACCUGCCAAACUCUGAUGCUCUGGAGUCAUUCGAUCCUUCAGCACGUUGCAUGGCUUCAUCCCUGACUCUAAACCCGAACGUCACUCAAGACUACCAGCCGAUAUGCUACCCUGUAAUAUGCAGCAAUGACGCUCAAUCCGGCUUGACCACGUACUUGAUCACCGUAAACGGAUCUUCGAUACAAUGUGGUGUCGGAAACAUUACCGUCACUGUACCAGGAACCAGUGGGAAUAUUUCUUGUCCACCAGUAACCGACUUGUGUUUCGUAGUGCCUCAACAAUGUGUUGAUGGAUGUAGUGGUCAUGGCCGUUGCUUGGGAGCUCAGGCUCCACAAACCUGUGUGUGUAAGCCUGGCUGGACUGGUUUUAGCUGCAAUACUCCUUCAUGGGGUUUCACACCAAUCCAGUAUCCUCCUCAAAUACCGUCUGGAGCACUUGUACCGGGCGUUACGGAUAUAAAUUUUGCUUCUCCAGCUGUUGCAACUGCUACUGGAACGUAUGCUGCUACGAUGACUGGUACUGCUGCUGCUGCUACAGCAACUGGAACCGGUGGAAUUCCUGCCACUUUGCCAAUAAACUGGGUUGGUGCUACUUCAACUGCACACGUGUACGAAAGUUCUAGUGUGGCUGUACACGCUACUCCAGCUUCACUUACUGGAGCACAAGAAACAUUGAGUGCUACAGCUAUAGUAGCAGUACCAGCCAACAUCGUCUUCGCAUCACCAAACGGUCAACCACAACUAAACAAUAAUACGGUUCCAAGCAGUCCCGUAAUUCAAGUGACUCCAAGUGCUCUUCCAAGUGCUACGACUGUAAAGGCUAUGACAUUCACUACAACAGUAGCUGCAACUGCUGCUGUAACGACUACAUAUGGAAUGACUCCUCUAACUGCAGCUACCGCUGCGGGCACAUUAACACUAUUGACUGGAUACAAUGGAGUUCCUGCUUCCCUGACUACUGGACUUUCAGCUUCAGCAACAUCAACAGCAAUACAGACAACAGCUCCAGCUGUAAUUAUAAAUUUUGGAGUUGGAGGUGGUAUAGUUUUCGCAUCGCCUAACGGACAAGUUGGGCUCCAGAAUGCUACUACGGUUGUUAGUGGUGUGCAGCCUACUGGUGUUGUGAAGGCUAGGAGGGUUAGACGGUUUAAGAGAAAUUGA